Aureobasidium namibiae CBS 147.97 is the source of this 525-nucleotide messenger RNA. RefSeq lists its product as uncharacterized. The record is from RefSeq and is a predicted model, not a curated record. The coding region runs from base 1 to 525 and encodes 174 amino acids. The transcript has a single exon. NCBI's taxonomy places the organism in Eukaryota, Fungi, Ascomycota, Dothideomycetes, Dothideales, Saccotheciaceae.
AUGUGCUGCAAUCGUCGCAACAACAGACGGGCCUUGACUGUGGCUAAGCUGGCACACGACCAUCUCAUCGCAAACUCUCGAGCUGCUCACAACGGGCCUAUGGUUGCAAGCUCCCGUGCUGCUCCCAUCGAGCCUCUUGGCCCACCUCCAGCCUACGAGCAGAUUGAGAAGGACUCCAAGACCAUCAUUCCAAGCAAAGACAUCCCCACGACCAAGUUCAUCGACCAUCAAGAACUGUCACCUGAGUACACAACCAGAGGUGCCAAUGUUGACUACAUGUCAAACAACACCACAAUGCUCUCUGCCAGACCAACGUGUCAGAGCAGAUGUGCAGCAAAGCGUGAAAUGAAGCAGCUGAAGCGCGAACAUCGCCAGGAGCAUCGACUAGAGAAGCGCGAGUAUCGUCAAGAGAAGCGUGAGCUUCGAGCCGAAUACCGCUUUGAGAAGAAGGAGAUGCGAAGAGAGCGUGGCGGUCCGAUCAGCAUGCUUAUCAAAGGUGUCUCAAACUUGAUGACGAAGCAGUAA